Molecule: messenger RNA, 4180 nt
Organism: Spea bombifrons (plains spadefoot toad)
Lineage: Eukaryota; Metazoa; Chordata; Amphibia; Anura; Pelobatidae
Gene: TMEM132C
Product: transmembrane protein 132C
Exons: 9
Coding region: 114-3407 (1097 amino acids)
Source: RefSeq, a predicted model, not a curated record
UGUCUGUCUCGCUCUCACAGCCUGUGCCAGCUGAGUGCCUCUCUGCUAUUCCUUUAUGCAUCUGCCAUCCGGACUUACUGGAAACCCUCAUCUUCCAUGUGACUGGCACAGCAAUGGGCACGUUGGGAUUUUGUAAAUGGACUACUUUACAGCCCACUGGCCCUGCGAUGACUUUUAUACUUGGGAUGUUGUUAUGGAAAGUGACACAGUCAAGAGGUGCUUCAGACAACUUCCAGAGGUUUUCAGCAUCUUCAACAUAUCUCCCAGUGAACUAUAGAAUUGAAAGUGUAGAUACUAGUUUCCUUUUAAAGGAGAGCAACCAAGACUUUAUGAGGAACUCAAGUUUGCAAUCUAGAGUCGAGUCAUUUUUCAUUCAAAAAGCAAGAAGACCACCAAUACUGAAUGCUAGUUAUGGACCUUUUUCUUCAGAGCGAGACAUUUCAGAAGACUUAUUAUCAACUUCCCGUCUGUUUGGGAACAACAAGUUUACUUUUAACUGGGUACUUAAAGCAUAUAUCAUCAACGAAAAGGUUUAUCCCAACAAACCUAAAGUCAAAGUCUUAUUUUACAUUGCAGGCAGAGAUUGGGAUGAUUAUAGUGCCACUGAAAAACUUCCUUGCCUAAGAUUGUUUGCAUUUAGGGAGACCAGAGAAGCUAAAGGAAGCUGUAGGUUGCAAGGAAUUCUAGGAUUCUGUGUGGCAGAACUGGAGUUCCAGCCAUCUUGGUUUAGUUCUCCCCCAGUGGUUGUGGGGCGUAAGAGAAAUCCUGAGCAGUCUGACGGUAUCCCUGUGGAACUUUACUACAAUAUCCAUUUAGAGGAAGAGAAAACAGAAUGUACACCUGAGGAAACUAGAAAAGGAAAUGCAAUUCGACAAGGCAAAGACACAACGGAAGAUGUUUUGUCUCAUAUACAAAGAAUCGGCACAAUCAUUUUGUACCGUGUGCCAGAAAAUUCCCAGGUGACUGAACUCAGGUUGGAUAACCAUGUUGCCCUCUGGCUGCCAUCGAAGCCAGCCAAGCAAGGAGAGGUGUUUAAAGUCUAUGUCACUGUUGCUAAUAAUUCAACACUGGAUCAGUUUACUUUAAGAGCCAAGGUGAAGAAAGGUGUCAACAUUUUGAAUGUGAAGAUCAGUGACCCCCUGCAGUGGGACAUUCAGCAGGAGCUCGGGAAUGGAGGCAAACACUCAACCACUGCAGUGAUCUGCCAAAGAAUAGGACCAAGCCCCAGGAGCAGGAAUAACAGCCUGUUCAAUGAGGUCGUACAGAUGAACUUUGAGAUCACCAGCUUUAGUAGUCUGUCUGGGACACAGCCGAUCUCAUGGCAGGUGGAGUAUCCUGGAAAAGGGGCAUCUGAUAUUAUACUGUCCGAAAUCUUCAUUAGCCAGAAGGACUUGGUUGGAAUUGUUCCUCUGUCCAUGGACACGGAGAUCCUGAAUACAGCCAUUCUCACUGGGAAGACAGUGGCGGUGCCCAUUAAGGUGGUUUCAGUGGAGGAAAAUGGUUAUGUGUCAGAUAUUUCUGAGCUGGUGGAGUGUAAGUCCACAGAUGAAGAUGUUGUAAAAGUUUCAGAGAGAUGUGACUAUGUUUUUGUCAACGGGAAGGAAAUGAAAGGCAAGGUCAAUGUGAUGGUGAACUUCACAUAUCACUAUCUGAGCGCACCUCUGCAGAUAACCAUCUGGGUGCCUCGGCUGCCUCUCCAGAUAGACAUAUCUGACACUGAGCUCAGUCAAAUCAAAGGAUGGAGGGUACCCAUCAUUGCAAAUAGAAGACCCACAAGAGAGAGUGAUGAUGACGAAGAGGAUGAACGCAGAGGAAGAGGGUGCUCUCUCCAAUACCAACAUGCAAUGGUCCGUGUUCUUACCCAGUUUGUGGCUGAAGACCCAGGUCCUUUAGGACAUCUCGUGUUCUUGUUGGGUGCCGACUGGCAGUUUGAUGUAACCGAUUUGGUAACUGACUUCAUGAAAUUGGAAGAGCCUAAUAUUGCAAAGCUGCAAGAUGGGAGGCUGCUGAUUGGACGGGAAGUUGGAAUGACAACAAUACAAGUGAUGUCCCCUCUUUCGGAUUCCAUCCUGGCAGAAAAGACAGUGACAGUACUGGAUGACAAAGUGACAAUAACAGACCUGGGAGUGCAGAUUGUCUCAGGACUGUCACUCCAUCUUCAAUCUAGCACAACAAAUAACAAGGUUAUUGUUGCAACUUCCAUGGCUCAGGAACUGCUUCACAAUCCCAAACAGGAAGCUGUGGUUAGUACGUGGAUACAGUUUAGUGAUGGCCUGGUAACACCUCUAGACAUCUAUGAUCCUAAGGACUUUUCCAUCUCUGCCACAUCAUUGGAUGAAUCCAUUGUGUCAACUUAUCAGAGCAGUUUACAGAAAGGGCCUGUUGUCAUAGCAGAAGGGGAAGGACAAGGACCAUUGGUCAAAAUUGAUAUGAUGAUCUCGGAGGCGUGCCAAAAAACAAAGAGAAAAAGCAUUCUUGCUGUGGGCCAUGGUUACAUUAAAAUAAAAUUUGGACAGAAUGAUGCAAAUUCUGGGGCUGUGAGUGAGAAUGGUGAAGAUGAAAUUGAAAAUCACGCAAGUGACCGUAGGCAGAAGGUGUCAGACCAUGAACGUUAUGGUAAUGAUGGAAGGUAUGAUGGCUCCUUCUUGGAACGGGACAAGAGCGCCAUACGAAAAAGCAGUACUACAGUUAGGUCAGUAUUAAUCAGUAGAGUGGAUGGAAGUAAGUAUUCUGAUGACAGUCCACUGCAAAACAUUCCAAUAGACUUUACCAAUUUUCCUGCUCAAGUUGACUUGCCAAAAAACAAUGGAGAAAUAGAAGAUAAUGACCUUGUUCAUGCUUCUAGAGGACUAAGUGAUCUUGAGAUUGGAAUGUAUGCAUUGCUUGGUGUAUUCUGCCUUGCCAUACUAGUCUUCCUAAUAAACUGUGCAACCUUUGCCCUUAAAUAUCGACACAAGCAGAUACCAUUAGAAGGACAAGCUAAUAUGACACACUCACAUGACUGGGUGUGGCUUGGUAAUGAAACAGAGUUAUUGGAGAGUACACCGGACUUCUCUCCACAGCAAGAUGAACAUACCACUAUCAUAGAUAGAGGAAUAAGCUUGGAAGAGAGCCAGCACCUUUUCAAUGGCAGUACUCAGAAGAAUGUGCAGAGCCAGAUACAUCGAUCAGCAGAGGAAAAGGAAAAAGCUUCAAAAGAUAAAAAAUCUGAACCUCUACAUUCCCCAACAUCCAAGAGGAAGCGGGUUAAAUUCACCACCUUUACCACUAUCCCAGCUGAUGAUGGUUGUCCAACAGUGAACUCCUUAUUGACAUCUAAUGACGAUGACAUUAAAUGGGUGUGUCAGGAUAUGGACUUAGGGCAGUCCAAGGACCUCCAAAAUUAUAUACAGAAGUACAAAGAAUAAAUAACUUUUAUGUGGUUGGGGAUGAUUUAAUGACAACUUUUUGAUGCCUUCUGGGUUUUUUUAAGUCAUACGUACAAUGACAAGAACCUCUGGGUUCCUCAAAGAAAAUACUUCCCAUAAUUUAAAGGUGCCAUAUUAUGUGUGAUGUGUGAGGUCAUGCAAUGAUUUUAAGGGGGGGGGAUCACAUGGAUACAAAGAACUCACACAAAUAUUCAAGAAAGAGACAAUAAAAAAUGUCUGUUGUGAUAAAGGAGGUUUCUUAAGAAAAAAGGAAAAUAUGAAAAACAAGUAAGAAAUAUCAGUGAAAAAAUAAGUUAUUUUAUAUUUCUAAGAAAAUGUAAUUGAAGGGCAGGAACAUAUUUUUCACAUAUUUGGUCUAAUGAAGAUACUCUUCUGCAUACCAUGUAGAUGAUUUUAGAAGUCAGGCUAGGGGGAAGGAACACGUUGCGAUGCUGGUAUGGGAAGGACAUAUUUUAUCUGGUGGUUUAAAUCUUAUACGAUAACUAAACUACAAAAAUAGUUUCUCCCCCAAAGUAUUAACAAGUAUUUAUUUUACUUGUGUUUUCUUGUGUAAUGUUUUGCACAUCAGCAUACUUCUCCAAAAUACAGUAUGGUAUUAUGUUUUAUGGCAAACAAAGAUACUGAGUUAUGGAGAAAUCAUUUACGAUUGCAUACUCAUACAGGCAUUCAUGGAGAAAUAUCAAGACCACUGAACUGUAUGUGUUGUACUGCCAAUGCUGAAAUAAUUUUAAAAUAAAAUACAUCUAAUUUAA